Messenger RNA from Arvicola amphibius (Eurasian water vole), 3133 nucleotides. It is a transcript of the gene Mpzl2, whose product is annotated as myelin protein zero like 2. Gene Ontology annotation, biological process: cell-cell adhesion. The record is from RefSeq and is a predicted model, not a curated record. The transcript has 6 exons. Lineage: Eukaryota; Metazoa; Chordata; Mammalia; Rodentia; Cricetidae. Gene Ontology annotation, cellular component: membrane. The coding region runs from base 240 to 890 and encodes 216 amino acids.
CGGGAAGAGAGAACGGGAGGAGGGAGCUGGGUGCGGAGGCCCCACCUUUCAUUCCUGCGCUGCUGCACCGGCUGGGGCGGGGUGAGUCACUGGCUGGCUCUGCUGUUCCCCCUCCCAUAGUGAGGGAUUCGGACCUCUCUGGGGAAAAACUGAGGUGCCUGCUCGUUCUGUCCUUGGCAGGGUGUUGGAGUCCUGGGUCUGCCGGGUCUGGCCUCUGGGGCCACGACUGGCUUUCCCUGAUGUAUGGUAAGAGCCCUGUGCGUGUGCUUCCACUUCUCCUGGGCUUACAGCUCACAGCCCUUUGUCCUACAAAAGCGGUGGAAAUUUACACCUCCGGGGCCCUGGAGGCAGUCAAUGGAACAGACGUUCGGUUAAAAUGCACUUUCUCCAGCUUUGCCCCUGUGGGUGAUGCCCUGACAGUGACGUGGAACUUCCGGCCUCGAGAUGGGGGGCGUGAGCAGUUUGUAUUCUACUACCACGUGGAUCCCUUCAGACCCAUGAGUGGACGGUUCAAGGACCGGGUGGUCUGGGAUGGCAACCCUGAGCGGUACGACGUCUCCAUCAUCCUCUGGAAGCUGCAGUUCGACGACAAUGGGACAUAUACCUGCCAGGUGAAGAACCCACCUGACGUUGACGGUCUGGUGGGGUCCAUCCGGCUCAGCGUGGUGCAUACUGUGCCCUUCUCUGAGAUCUUCUUCCUGGCUGUGGCCAUUGGUUCUGCCUGUGCCGUGAUGAUCAUAAUAGUAAUCGUGGUGGUCCUCUUCCAGCACUUCCGGAAAAAGCGAUGGGCGAAAAGGGCUGAUAAAGAUGAGGGGAUAAAAUCAAAAGAAGAGGAAAAACUCAAAGAAGAGACUCACAAGGUCUCCAUUUAUUUGGAAGAUACAGACUAACACUGUGAGGAGGCUGAGGAUUUUCAAGGACAACAUUAGUACCCCUUGAAGUCAAUGGAAACUUCGCCAGUGAUGACCUGUCACCCUACAAGCUCUGCAGCACAAACCUGCCUAGUUGAGCAACGCUCCUGCCGAGCAAUUUAGGAUUCAUCCUGAGCAAACGCCACUAGACUCAUGUGUACCUUCAUUACUAGGGUCUUACCUAAUUCCAGAGUGCAAAUGUGUAUCCGCUUCUGUGAACUGGAAGCUACAUUUUUGUCUUUCCACAUGCCUUAUGGGGUAUGACUCCUGAACUCCUAUGUGUAUGGGCAUCAAAGGACAGAAAAAUCAGCUGGCCUGCCUUCCAGGAUAUUUCUUCUCACAUUUUAGUUUCUUUAGAACAAUACAGAGGUAUGCUAAGGGGUCUAGUGAGAUGGCUGAACCUUUAGGAGCACUUGUGGCUCUUACAGGGGACUCCAGUUCUGUUCUUAGCAUUCACAUGGUGGCUCACAACCACCAGUAAUUCCAGUUCUAGGGGGUGUGACACUCUCUUCUAGUGUCUACAGGUACUUCAUGCUCAUGGCACAUGUACAUACAUGCAGGCAAAAACCCCAUACGUAAAAUAAAAAUAAAUAAAAUCAUAAAAUGAUGAGCUAAACCUCCCAGCCAUUUUUGAUUAACAGCAAAACCCAAACUCACACUGGAUGUCUGUUUUUCAUGGCUGUCCUUAAGUAAUAGACACAUCUUGUUUAACUGAAUUUUUUCAGUAUGCUAGGUUUAUUGAACAAUUAAUCCCAGGUUUAUAGGUGACAGUGUAAGUCUAAGCACAGUAACUACAAAAGGUCAUGAGGACACCAGUAAACCAGCAAAUGUUACCAGGAAGAAUCACUCAUCAUCAUUUUUAUAUUUAUCUGUUUUUAGGCAAGUUCUUACUAUGUGUCACUGGUUGGUCUAGAACUAGUUAUGUAGAGCUGGUCUUAGAGUCAGAGAGCCCUCCCUCAGCUUUCAAGAGCUGGGAUUGAAGAUGGAUCUCCAUAUCCAGCCGCACAGCAGGUUUGUACUGGGAACAGACAGCUCCACUUACUUCCUGUGUCUGCCUCUCUCAGCGGAACCCAUGCUCCCAUGCUCUUUGCAGACUGGAGUCCUAAGCAGUUAAUUAGAAGACUUUGUGAUAUCAUUGUAUUAUAACUUAAAAAAAAUUAGACUUGUGAAGAAGGCCAACCCAAAGCAAAUGACCAUUCUGUAGUCUAACACAAGUGUGAGAACUGGACGAGAUUAUUUAAAGUUCUUUUGGUUUUAAUUCACCUUAUUUUAAAGAGAAUUUGGCAGGGACCAAAGAAAUACCAAAACUACUUAAAUGUAAUGAACCAAUUUAAUUUUCCCCCUUAUUUUAGUAUAAAGCAAACUUUUUAAAUGGGCUAUGGGAAAAAGGGGGAUGGAUUUCUCCUCUGCAUCUAGUUACUUGGUGUGUGCACACAGUCACAACAGCAUUGUUCGGAGAACACAGAACAUUUAAAAGUUUAGGCCUGGGUGAAUCUUUACAAUGUGAUGUUUUAGUCCUCAUUAGGCUGGGCCACACAGAUUAUUUCUUUUAACAAACUGGAAUUUCCAAUAGAUUGUAUUCCUAGAUACAGGGCCUUGACAUUUUACCUAGUCUUUAAAGCAAAUUGGCACAAUUUACAUUUGAAUCUUGGUCCUUGAAAUUCAUUCCAUUUCUCUCAUUCUGCUUUUUAUAUUGCCUUUAAAAGUUUUUGUUCUCUCUCUCUCUCUCUCUCUCUCUCUCUCUCUCUCUCUCUCUCUCUCUCUCUCUCUCUCUCUCUCUCUCUGUUAAUUAAGACAGGAUCUGUUCUGUUUGUAACCUUGGCUCUUCUGGAACUGACUCAGCAGACCAAACUGACCUUGAACUCAUAGAGAUCCCACUGCCUCUGCCUCUCUAGUGCUGGGGUUUAAGGUGUGAGCUACCAUCCUGGCCUAAAAACUUUCUGAAGCCACAAGUUAGACCUGUAUUGUCUCCUGCUCUUCAUAAUUCGCCAUUGUGACUAUAACAACUGGAUAUUUCUUUAAAUGAUGCCUCAUGUAUGUUUUAUAUAUGUAACAAAGUGGUUAAAAACUUCUCCAGCAAGCUUGCAAUGUGUGUCUUAUCUAAAUACUCGUGGGGCAUCACCGCCUUGUUCAAUGUCUCCUUCCUAAGAGCACUUUUGUACUGUAACUUAUUUUUUAUUAUGCUUGAAGCAUUGUGUAAAUAAACCCUUAGUAAUAAAGAA